AUGAAGGACUGUGGUAAAAGUGAUCACGAUGUGUGUAUUGCGAUUGGUGGCUUUAUGAGCGAGUUAACUCAAAUUAGGACACAUAUAGGUGAUAAAAUUUCAGAACCAGAGAUGACCAAGCUAUUCAAAAUGAGUGAAUUCUCCAAGUGGCCAACGCACAAGUAUGAUAGCAUGGCUGACUGUCGUUAUGCAAUUGAGUUUGUAUAUGUAGCAAAAGACUUGUUUGCGAGAACAAACAUGCCAUUAGUACAGUAUCUAUCACUCGUACAAGAAUUGCUCAGACAAACAGAUGCAACGGAGGUAUCGCGCACUGCACUCAACAACAUACGUAGUUCCAGACAGCUUUGGAAAGACUUCACUGAUGUAGAAGACUACAAUAUAUCAAUCAUUGACAACUUGCGUCGUACUCCAGUAGACUGUCUACUAGAGAGGUGGCUCAACGACUUCUAUGACACUCGCAUGAAUGUUGAAGUACGAGCAGCACGAUUGCGUCGCACAAUGUUUGAGCUAGAGAAAGGAUACAAAAACAAUGUGAGAGAGUCCAUUAAUCGGCAAUUCAGUUCCUCUCAAAAUCUACACAUCUUCUGGCUCUCCCCCUGGCUCGAUACUUUCACGUAG
This is a messenger RNA of Sphaeroforma arctica JP610, 618 nucleotides long. RefSeq lists its product as hypothetical. NCBI's taxonomy places the organism in Eukaryota, Ichthyosporea, Ichthyophonida. The coding region runs from base 1 to 618 and encodes 205 amino acids. The transcript has a single exon. The record is from RefSeq and is a predicted model, not a curated record.